Messenger RNA from Pedinophyceae sp. YPF-701, 1023 nucleotides. The record is from the annotation of a GenBank genome assembly. Lineage: Eukaryota; Viridiplantae; Chlorophyta; Pedinophyceae.
AUGGCACACAGGGUGGCGAUCCCGCGCGUGCCCGGCGCGGGGGAGGCGGCGGGCCUGCCCGGGGACCUCUCCCUGGAGCAGUACGACACGCUGAGGAAGCAGGUGCGGGAGCUGGCCGCGGAGGCGAAGGGCCGCGCGCCCGCUGGGGAGGCGAGCGCCCGGGCACGCUACGUGCGCGAGCGGGAGGAGCUCGUCCGCGCGCAGAUGGCCGAGGAGGUCGCGGAGCUGCGGGACGAGCUCGCCGCGGCGAAGGCGCGGCUCCGGGAGGCCAACGAACGUUCCGCUCGGCACCGGGAGGCGCAGGCGCGGGAGCUCGAGAAGGCCGAGCGCAAGAUCGAGCGGCACGCGGCCCGCAGCGAGGAGCAGCGCGAGGGCUUCGAGAAGGCCCUGGCGCGGCAGGCGGAGGACCACGAGGCGCGACUGGAGGCCGUGCAGCGCGAGGCGGAGCAGGCCUCGCUGCAGCACGCCCGCGACCUCCGCGCGACCGAGGAGCGGCUGUCCGCGCUCCACCGCGGCGAGCUCGAGCGGCUGCGCCGGGAGCACGCGGACGCGGCGCGCGCGCUGGCCUCGUCGCGCGACGGCCUGCAGGCGCAGCUGGCGACAGCGCAGGGGAGGGUGGAGCGGCUCGAGGGGGAGCGGGACGACCUGACGGUGCGGCUCGAGGGCGCGGAGGGGCAGUGCAGGGCGCUGCGGCAGGAGAUUCGCGACGCGUGGCGGCCGCAGGCGCGCAUGUUGGAGGGGCGGGUGGCGCAGUUGGAGGAGGACUUGCGACGGGAGAGGGAGCGCGGGAGCGAGGCGUGCAGGCAGGAGGCGGCGCGCUGGCAGGGGGAGAUGGAACGGUAUCGCGCGCAGAAGAGCGAGGAGCUCGCGGCGCUGGAGGGCCGCGUGCAGGCGGCGAUCGCGAAGAAGGACGCCGCCAUCGACACGCUGCGGUCCGACCUGACAGCGGUGCGCGAGCGGCUGGCGGCCGCCGAAGCCGCCCUGCGCGCAUGCGCGGGCGAGGCCGGCGUCAUUGUCAGAUAG